AUGCCAUCUGAGCUAGCCCGCAGGGCGGCGGCAGCAUCAGUACCGAAUUUAUAUGACAUUCCUCUCAGAGCCUUGCGACCUGCAACUGUGAGCAGUAUUUCGGCAUUGUUGAACCCUCCCAAAGUUCUUGCAACCAGCGAUGGUUUACCCAGAGAUUGGAGAGGAUUGGCUCACCUGAUGAAAGUACCACCUCAUUUACUACCUCAUGUUUCACAACCUGAUCCUACUGGUGAACUCUUGAAGAAGUGGACUGCUGGAUCUGUUGGGCUGUUGGAUGAAUAUCUUGGAAUGUUGGACCGAUGGGAUAUCGUGGAUGAUACAAAGCAUCUCAUGGAAGCAGAUGCAGUUUUGCACCUCCAAAAUGUUGAAAGAGCCUUGUCUUCUGCAUCAGAUGUAGAUGCAGAUCUUGAUCGUGAAAUAUUAACGAGAGAUGAUGUGUUGCGGUUGGAGCAAGGUCUUCCCCCACAGCGCUACAAUGCAUACCUGUUGUAUGCUGAUGCAGAUGAGGAAUUUGCUGUAAAAAUUAUUGAGGAGAUGGAGAACAAGUACAAUUUAAAGUUGUGUGUCAGGGAUCGAGACCUAGUUGCUGGCCAUGUGUUUGAACAUGAAGCGAUAAUGAGACUUAUAUCUGACAGAUGUAACCGUCUCAUUGUUGUCAUAUCAGAAAACUUCUUGAAGAGUGAAGCAAACAAAUUUUUUUGUACAUUUGCUCAGGCCUUGGGAAUAGAUCAAAAACGCCGUAAGGUAAUCCCAGUGAUGCACAAGCAAUGUCGCUUACCCCCAGAACUUAACUACUAUUUUGUAUUAGACUACACUCGAUCAGGUGAUUUAUGGGAUUUCUGGAAGAAACUUCAUGAUUCCAUAGAGACCCCUUCUAUCCAGUCUCGUGAACCUUCUUCCAGAAUAACAAUUCGUGAGCCUGUUCUGGAAGAGCAGGCCCAGACAUAUGUUGCUGCAGAGAACAGUUCCAAAAUUGAUAUUGGGGGCAACGAGCAGAAGACAAAAGUAAAAUCGCAUGAAAAACAGCAUAAGAUAAGUGCUGAAAAUAUAGGAAUGAAGAAGAGUACCUCCAUGAGUUUGGAGAACUUGAAAGCUAAAUCUAAAAAAUGGUUUGGUGGUUUUCCCACAAGGGUAAAGAAGAAUAAGAAAGCAGAAGCAUUAGUGGCUCUUUAACAUUUAAUUAAUGACACUCUUUUAAUUAACGAAAUUGACAUCACAAGAUGUCUUCUAUUGAAAGUGAUUGACACUUGAUCCUUUGUUAGAUUUCCUGGAAGAACUCCAGAUUGUAAAUUAUAUUAUCUACAUUACUGACUUUACAUGAAUGUUGUAACUUAAAUAUCCCAUUAUAUAUGUUCUUUGAAAAGAACAAAUGCAUGGAAAUUGUGCUAGUGAGUUAAAAAAGUUAUUUUUAUGUCUGAGCAUAUUCAGAAAAAGAUUAAUCUUUUUGGGACCGAAUUAAUUUUGAAACCAAAUUGCUUCACAGUGUGGGGUAGUUAAAAUAUAUCAUUUAAAAAAUUGACAAUUCAAUGAAAUCCAUGAUGAAGUUUUCAUAUGUGAAUAAUUUAUAUUAGAGCUUCCUGAGUGAAAGCAUGAUGUAAAUAUAUAUGUGAAACAUUGCAUGCAAAGGGUAUGGAGAGGCCUUACACGGCUUAGACACAUUAUUGAGGGGCAUUUCAAGAAGCAACCAAACCUUGUGCUGCUAAUCACCUGUGAGUGACAAAAUGUGAUGUAUCAUUCCCUUUUGCCUUUUGGGUGUGACACCAUUUGCUUUUGUUGGGUGGUUGCACCAAGAAGAGUGUGGAGGGAUGUUGUGUGGUUUGAUCCCACAGAACAUUCUAACACUUAGAAGUUUGAUACAUAAAAGUUCCCUUUCGAGAAUACCACAAUAAAGUUUUCUUGCUAACUGUGAUUAUUAGAUUUUACAAUUAACCACGUGGUUAAGAUUUUGAAAAACUCCAUUUUUAAUUGAUGGAUAAUGUGUGUUAGUGAGACGUGCUAUAAUCUAUUCUGCCAAAGGAUGGAAGGUUUCCACCUAUGAGAAUCUGCUUACAAAAUACAGUUUGUAAUUAUAUUUUUAAUACAAUUGAAAUGAUUUGUAAUGUAAUUUCAAUGUGUAUUGAAAUUAUUUGUAACCUAUUUGUAAUGUAAAGAAAAUGAACUACAAUAAUUAGAUUUAAUGAAGUAAAAUACAGAUUAACAAACAUGCUGUAUAAACAUUUGUGAACAAUGCAUAUACUUUAUUAAUGUUACUAUUUGUGUUUUUAUAUGAUAGAGUUUCUUAUUCUUUGUACACUGUUAAUAAAUAAUUAUAUUUAUAAAAGCUUAA
Messenger RNA from Gryllus bimaculatus (two-spotted cricket), 2326 nucleotides. NCBI's taxonomy places the organism in Eukaryota, Metazoa, Arthropoda, Insecta, Orthoptera, Gryllidae. The record is from the annotation of a GenBank genome assembly.